CUAAUAGACACAGAAAAAAGAAGUUUAGACCUCAAAAGCUCCAGUGGGACCCAAUUCCCCAAAUUGGUUGCCAGAGAAGCCUUAGAAAAAGAGCCUCCAGUUGCAUCUAUAUCUGUCAACAAACCCAACUACAAAAACCCCCCUCUCCCCCUCCCUCACUUGGCACAACUUUCCUACCUCAUUUCUCUCAUUCAGGCAUUUUCACAAACACCUUCUCAAGAAACGUUUCUUUUUCUUCAUAAUGGCCCGACCGCAACAGCGAUACAGAGGCGUCCGGCAGAGGCAUUGGGGCUCUUGGGUCUCCGAAAUUCGCCACCCUAUAUUGAAGACUAGAAUUUGGCUGGGAACAUUUGAAACGGCUGAAGACGCGGCACGAGCCUAUGAUGAAGCAGCAAGGCUUAUGUGUGGUCCAAGAGCUAGAACCAACUUCCCUUACAACCCAAAUGCAUCUCAGUCAUCUUCAUCCAAGCUUCUUUCAGCAACUUUGACAGCUAAACUCCACAAAUGCUACAUGGCUUCACUGCAAAUGACCAAACCAUUAGCUCCAGAGCCUAAAAAAGAACCAUCACCACAUCUCAUUGCCUCCAAUGCCUUUGCUGGAAAAACUUUUGAAAUGGGUAUGUGGUUCCCAGAAAAAGGACCAGAACUAGAGCCCAAUUGGGUUGUGAAGAAAGUUAAAGUGGAAAGCAGCCAGCAACAGUUCAAGCCUCUUGAGGAUGAUCAUAUUGAGCAAAUGAUAGAGGAACUGCUUCACUAUGGAUCUGUUGAGCUUUGCUCUGUUGUACCACCUCAGGCUCUUUAAUGUUGUCAGCUUCAAACAUCAUCCUAAACAACCUUAAUUAAUUCUUUCUCUACCUAUAAUCUGGUAUAUGUAUAUCAUUUCUGCUAAUGCCACUCAUUCAGCUAAUGUUUUAGACUUCUUUUUAAUCAGCCUACCCAAUGCCUUCUAUUUCUUGGACCUAAUAGUUCAGUCCUGUCCAUAGUUUUCUCCAUGUAACCAUUUGAAUGCUCCCAUAUGCCAUAUGCGACAUCAAACAUUUUAUAAUUGUAAUAAUUCUCCUGAUAUCAGUUUAUGCACUAGUUUUGACUUUUGAGCAUCAA
Quercus robur (English oak) is the source of this 1101-nucleotide messenger RNA. RefSeq names its product ethylene-responsive transcription factor ERF003-like. Gene Ontology annotation, molecular function: DNA-binding transcription factor activity; DNA binding. NCBI's taxonomy places the organism in Eukaryota, Viridiplantae, Streptophyta, Magnoliopsida, Fagales, Fagaceae. The coding region runs from base 242 to 802 and encodes 186 amino acids. The record is from RefSeq and is a predicted model, not a curated record. The transcript has 2 exons. Gene Ontology annotation, biological process: regulation of DNA-templated transcription.